This is a messenger RNA of Callithrix jacchus (white-tufted-ear marmoset), 1565 nucleotides long. RefSeq names its product cyclin dependent kinase 4 (gene CDK4). The record is from RefSeq and is a predicted model, not a curated record. Gene Ontology annotation, molecular function: cyclin-dependent protein serine/threonine kinase activity; ATP binding; cyclin binding. Gene Ontology annotation, biological process: signal transduction; regulation of gene expression; regulation of G2/M transition of mitotic cell cycle. Gene Ontology annotation, cellular component: cyclin-dependent protein kinase holoenzyme complex; nucleus; cytoplasm. NCBI's taxonomy places the organism in Eukaryota, Metazoa, Chordata, Mammalia, Primates, Cebidae.
AGCAACAGAUCACAUGGCUGUAUCUCCCCUCCGCCCCUCUUACGCUCUUAGCUCUCCUCCCCGUCAAAGCGGCUCCUGGCCGCCCCCACAGCGCUUGGCUGGCGGUCACGUGCCCAGAACGUCCGGCGUUCGCCCCGCCCUCCCAGUUUCCGCGCGCCUCUUUGGCAUCUGGUCACAUGGUGAGGGUGGGGGUGAGGGGGCCUCUCUAGCCUGCGGCCUGUGUCUAUGGUCGGGCCCUCUGCGUCCAGCUGCCCGGGACAGAGCCCGGGUGUAUGGGGCCGCAGGAACCGGCUCCGGGGCCCCGAUAACGGGCCGCCCCCGCAGCACCCCGGCCUGGCGUGAGGGUCUCCCUUGAUCUGAGAAUGGCUACCUCUCGAUAUGAGCCAGUGGCUGAAAUUGGUGUCGGUGCCUAUGGGACAGUGUACAAGGCCCGUGAUCCCCACAGUGGCCACUUUGUGGCCCUCAAGAGUGUGAGAGUCCCCAAUGGAGGAGCUGGAGGAGGCCUUCCCGUCAGCACAGUUCGUGAAGUGGCCUUACUGAGGCGACUGGAGGCUUUUGAGCAUCCCAACGUUGUCCGGCUGAUGGAUGUCUGUGCCACAUCGCGAACUGACCGAGAGAUCAAGGUAACCCUGGUGUUUGAGCAUGUAGACCAAGAUCUAAGGACAUAUCUGGACAAGGCACCCCCACCAGGCUUGCCUGCAGAGACCAUCAAGGAUCUGAUGCGCCAGUUUCUAAGAGGCCUAGAUUUUCUUCAUGCCAAUUGCAUCGUUCACCGAGAUCUGAAGCCAGAGAACAUUCUGGUGACAAGUGGUGGAACAGUCAAGCUGGCUGACUUUGGCCUGGCCAGAAUCUACAGCUACCAGAUGGCACUUACACCUGUGGUGGUUACACUCUGGUACCGAGCUCCCGAAGUUCUUCUGCAGUCCACAUAUGCAACACCUGUGGACAUGUGGAGUGUUGGCUGUAUCUUUGCUGAGAUGUUUCGUCGAAAGCCUCUCUUCUGUGGAAACUCUGAAGCUGACCAGUUGGGCAAAAUCUUUGACCUGAUUGGGCUGCCUCCAGAGGAUGACUGGCCUCGAGAUGUAUCUCUGCCCCGUGGAGCCUUUCACCCCAGAGGGCCCCGCCCAGUGCAGUCGGUGGUACCUGAGAUGGAGGAGUUGGGAGCACAUCUGCUGUUGGAAAUGCUGACUUUUAACCCACACAAGCGAAUCUCUGCCUUUCGAGCUCUGCAGCACUCUUACCUACAUAAGGAUGAAGGUAAUCCGGAGUGAGCAAUGGAGUGGCUGCCAUGGAAGGAAGAAAAGCUGCCGUUUCCCUUCUGGACACUGAGAGGGCAGUCUCUGCCUUUGUCUCUGAGGCUGUGGAGUCUCCACCUCCAUCUUUCUACAGAGAUUACUUUGCUGCCUUAAUGAUAUUCCCCUCCUACCUCUCCUUCUGAGGCCUCUCCUUCUGCCCCCCUAUUUCCUACACUAAGGGGUAUGUUCCCUCGUGUCCCUUUCCCUACCUUUAUAUUGGGGGUCUUUUUUUAUACAGGAAAAACAAAACAAAGAAAAAAUGGUCUUUUU